Molecule: messenger RNA, 1058 nt
Organism: Pantherophis guttatus
Lineage: Eukaryota; Metazoa; Chordata; Lepidosauria; Squamata; Colubridae
Gene: MAK16
Product: MAK16 homolog
Biological process (GO): maturation of LSU-rRNA; maturation of 5.8S rRNA
Cellular component (GO): preribosome, large subunit precursor; nucleolus
Source: RefSeq, a predicted model, not a curated record
GAGAUUUCCGCGUCCAGGCUUCCAUCCUCGUCUUCCUGGCGCGGUUGCUUCGCGGCGGUGAGAUGCAUUCAGACGACAUUGUUUGGGAUACUCUUGGAAAUAAACAGUUCUGCUCGUUUAAGAUCAAAACAAAAACUCAGAGCUUUUGCCGAAAUGAAUAUAAUAUAACAGGCCUGUGCAAUCGCUCAUCCUGUCCCUUAGCCAACAGUCAAUAUGCUACUGUUAAGGAAGAGAAAGGACAAUGUUACCUUUACAUGAAGACCAUUGAACGGUCUGCUUUUCCCAAUCGGCUCUGGGAACGAGUCCGAUUGAGCAAAAACUACGAGAAAGCAUUAGAGGAGAUUGAUGAGAAUCUCAUCUACUGGCCUCGCUUCAUCCGGCACAAAUGCAAGCAGCGCUUUACCAAGAUCACCCAGUACCUGAUCCGAAUCCGCAAGCUGACACUGAAGAGGCAGAGGAAACUUGUUCCGUUAAGCAAAAAGAUUGAAAGGCGUGAAAAAAGACGAGAGGAAAAAGCCUUAAUUGCUGCUCAGCUGGACAAUGCAAUUGAAAAGGAAUUACUGGAGAGACUCAAGCAAGAUACGUACGGCGAUAUCUACAACUUCCCCAUCCAUGCUUUUGACAAAGCUCUGAAGCAGCACGAAGCUGAAAGCGAAAGUGACUCAGAGGUGGAGAAAGAGGCAGAGGAGGAACAAGAUUUGAACAAGAGGGAAUAUGUAGAAGUUGAUGAGAGUGAUCUCAGCGAUUUUGAGGAAAUGGAUAAACUGGAGUCAAGUAGCGAGGAGGCGACAUGCAGCGAGGAGGAAGAGAAAGAAUUAGAACCCAAGUCUAAGGGGAAAACUCCACUGAAAGGGCCAUUUAGGCGGAAACGAGCUUAUGUUGAAAUAGAGUACGAGCAGGAAGUGGAACCUCUGUCCAAGUCCAAAGAGACAUUACUUGGGAGUUGAGGACAAAAAAAUACUUGGACUGUGAAAUAAUUGUACAUGUCUUCACCAUGGAACUGCCUGGAGGCUUUUUGUAUAAAAGAGAUGAAGGAAUAAGCAAACUAGAACAAGUGA